Molecule: messenger RNA, 1515 nt
Organism: Solenopsis invicta (red fire ant)
Lineage: Eukaryota; Metazoa; Arthropoda; Insecta; Hymenoptera; Formicidae
Gene: Tspo
Product: translocator protein
Exons: 4
Coding region: 144-656 (170 amino acids)
Cellular component (GO): mitochondrial outer membrane
Source: RefSeq, a predicted model, not a curated record
CAAAGAAAUCAGCUUGUACACAGAAUAGCAUACAAUAAAAGAAGGAGAGUUAGCUAACAUCAACCGGAGACUAUAGUUACGUCACUGUCUGGAAAAGCAAUAGUUUAGUCAUUGCAAUCUACGACGUGCUUAGGAGAGCCAAAAUGCCGGUGAAGAUCAAUUGGCCCCUGCUGACGGCGACGGUUUGUCCUAACAUCGGUGGCUUCGUAGGCGGCUACAUCACUAAAAAGAAUAUGAGCUGGUACGAGUCGCUGAAAAAGUCGAAAAUUAUCCCGCCGAAUUGGGUAUAUGCGCCUGUGUGGACCACUCUCUACUGUACAAUGGGCUACUCGUCGUAUCUCGUAUGGCGUGACGGGGGUGGUUUCGAGGGAGCGGCCGUACCGCUCAGUGUCUAUGGCCUUAAUCUCGCCCUCAACUGGACGUGGACGCCGCUAUUCUUCGGGACUCACAACAUAAAAUGGGCUCUCUACGAAAUUGCGACGAUGUGGGUCUCUACGGCAGCGGUCGGGAUUGUAUUCUACCGCGUCAAUCCUACUGCCGGUUAUCUCAUCAUCCCCUACGUCGUGUUUAAUGCUUUUGCCGUGGCGUUCAAUUACGUCCUCUACCGGGACAACAAACAGCUCCCUGAUGAGAAAGCCGAGGGAAAGAAAAAUUAAGGACAUUUACAUAGUAAAACGAAUACAGAAAGGGAAAAAUAGAGAGACGCGGAAACACAGUGGUGUACUGUAAAUGUCUGUUUAGAAAGACAGCUUUUGGUGUCAAAAAAGCAUUCCUCACGAGACUAAUGCUAAUGGUGGGCUUAACGAGUACUUUGAAUCAGAGAUUUGAGUAUAUAAAAAUCGAGUAUUCGCAUAUAUCUCUGUUAAAAGAGAUAGCUUAUGAAAGCGUUAAAAAAAGGAAUAUCACCGCAAAGUAUUUCUGUCAGAAAAUCUAUUGCUUUUUUACUUUAUUUAUAUUAGAGUGCAUUCCGUUUUACGCAUAAUACGCAUUAUGCAUUAUUCAUCUUUGUUUAAUAUUCAGUGAACAAUAAGAAUAAGCGAUCAUGCAUAUUAUGUGUGAAAUGGAACACAUUCUUAAUGUAAGGAAUACGCAUUCAUAUCAAAGGAAAUACUUUGUAGCAAUGUUUUCUUUCCUCUUUUUCAUGUAAAGUUAUUUUUAAAAAAAGGAUGACGUGCGAAAAUACUCGUUAUUCAAAGGCGUUGAAAAACUUGAUAUUUUUGCAUAGAUAAGCUUAGCUUAUCAAUUUGGCUGUUAUUUUCUUAGUUUUAAUGAAAUUGAGAUAAUUGAGUGCCCAUCAUUCAUCAUACUUUCGUGCAAUCGUCAUUAUCGUUAUGGACCAUCGCAGUCGUCGGGUUCAACGAGAUGUGCCUUUGCAUUUAACGCACAACGCCGUUAGUAUACACAUAUGUUUAUUAAUCGAUAUACGAAAUAAAGAUUAGCUAUCGACCACGUGUACGUACAUUAUACAGUGUAAUAUCUUAAUUGUACUAAGCUUUAAUAAAUCAUAUAAAGUAA